GAAUGGAUGCCCCAUCAUGCAUCGACAGCCUGCGCUGGACAUGUUGGCGCAGUUUGAGAUGGAGGAUCAGGGGGAGGUGGCUCUCUCUGAUGAAGAUCGAAGUUGGUGGCAGAAGCAUUUUCCUGAACUACCACUUCCAGUUCUCCAGCACAUGGCUGGUCAAAGUCAAGAACCUACAGCUCCGCCCUGGAAUCGAAGGUUGCGACGGGCCCACAUGACUGGAAAGGGUGUCAUUGUUCACCUUUUCAGUGGAGCUGAUGCCAAGAAAUGGAAUGAUGUUGGUGGAGGCCGCUACUCAUGGUUGUGCAUCGACGCUGAGAUCAAUGCAGCCCUGAACCUCCACAACCCGUCAGUUUGGAGUUACUUGUGGAAGCUGGCAUCACUUGGCCGCAUUGUUGCUGUCAUUGGAGGUCCUCCAUGCAGAACUGUAAGCCGCCUUCGAAAUAAGGCUCCUGGCCCUCGUCGACUACGUGGCCGAGGAGAAGAUCGUUGGCGCCUUCCUGAUUUGGACGAUGAUGAGCAGCGCUUGGCCCACGGCGACACUGCACUUUGCAUGAAGCAUCUUGGUCUUUGGCUACGUGCUCAAGAACGCCGUCGUGUUCCCAUGGAUGUUGGAAUGUUGCUGGAAUCUCCACGUGACCCAGCUGAAUACUUGAGUGAUGAAGAAGGAGCUCGAAGCGACGUUUGGGCCAUCAACGGAGGACCCACCACAGUCUUGACCAACCUCCCUGCCUUCGAAGAACUACAUGGUCUCCAGGGUGAAGGUUGUGAUGAUAGUCCACUACCCACCAAGCUGGCAGAUCGCAUUCGCACUUCAAAGUCUUGGGCCGCUUGGGCGGCUUGUGGCUGCUAUCAAGGAAUCGCUGCGAAG
This is a messenger RNA of Durusdinium trenchii, 871 nucleotides long. NCBI's taxonomy places the organism in Eukaryota, Dinophyceae, Suessiales, Symbiodiniaceae. The record is from the annotation of a GenBank genome assembly.